UGGCGGGAGUGUGUAUGUUAUAUGGUGUCAUAAGCAGUACGGCUCCUGUGCCUUGUAAAUGUAGAAACGUGUGAAAUUUCAGGACUUGGGCAUUCGCUAGAGUUGUCCUUUUUAAUUAAAAUAACAAUACAACGGUGAUAACGUAACCUUUUUAUGCUGGAGAGGGAUACCAUUUUGGGAAAUGUAAUGUAUGAAUGGCCAAGAAUAAUCCAAGAAAAUGUCUACUUCUCUUACUGAAGAACAGAAGAGGAAGAUUGAGGAGAACAGACAGAAAGCUUUAGCUCGAAGGGCAGAAAGACUCGCUGUUCAGCAGAACCAAAGUAAACCGGCAAUUGGAGAGGCGAACAGCCAUGGUUCUAAUGUCCAUACUUUCAAAGAGUUGAAGACCGGAAACAACCUUAAUCAAUAUAAACAUCUAGAAAAUGUUUCCAAAGGAAGCAGGGAACAUUUUCAGUAUAGUAAUGAUAAUUACCUACCUCCAAAUAAUAGCAAUGCUGUUGGUGGUAAUCUACUUUUAGCUAAUGCAGUUGAACUUCCAGGUCAAGCAAAUUCAAAUACUAACCCAAAAUGCACUGGACCUGGACUCUUUUCUGCUGCAGCUGGACACAAGCAAACUGUACGACCAAUGCAGAACUGGUCUUGUUCUAAAUCCUUAGCUUCAGAUGAUAAAGGAAAUUUGUCUACAAUGCACUCCCAAGCAAAAGCUGAGUCUGGAUUGUCAAAUUCAUACUCAACCAAUAGUACAGCACUUAAGCCAAAUCUUCUAAAACCAUUUAGUAAUGAAUCCACCAGUCACAGUGUAUCAGAGGUAACUAGUCAACCAAGUAAUUCAAACAAAACAUCUCAGACACAGGCUUUUUCUACAAAAUCUGCAAGUGGGUCAGUCUCCGUAAAUAAUUCAGCAAACGUUAUAAAGUUUUAUGGGUCAGGAUCAAGUGUCAAAAGUAAUCAGUCAGUGAUGGAAGGAAGGGGGAACACACUCAAUGGGGUUGUUUUAGACUCUGUGCCUAGUAAAAAGACACCUAAUGUGAGAGGAAAAUGUGUCAAGUACCUUGAGGAUCGUUUUCGUGUUGAAGUUGGUUACAACGCAGAGCUCAUUGCCUUGUUUAAAACUAUACCAAGCAAAAAUUAUGAUCCUGCAACCAAAAUGUGGAAUUUUAGCCUGGAAGACUACUCCACUCUUAUGAGUGAAGUUCAGCAGCUAAUGACAGUAGUGUUAAAGCCUCUGGAAGGAAUGGAAACUCUGGAAUUGCCCUCUCGUCCCCUCACCUCAAGCAGUGGAAUUAAUGCUCUGUUGAUGAUGUGCAACAACUGGCAGAGACCCAAUGCCACUCUUAGAGGCAGGUGUUUGCUUAUCUCCCGUUCCAGGUUUGAAAUGGAAAUUGGAUAUCAUGCAGAUAUCAUUGCCUUAUUCAAACAGAUGGAGUCAAGAAAUUAUGAUACAAAGACUAGAAAAUGGAGUUUCCUGCUGGAAGACUAUCAAAAACUAAUUGAAGCUGUGCGUAACAUCCAACAAGUUGAGAUAGAACCCUUACCUAGGCCUGUGCUUCAAGCUUUUGCCUCUCAGUUUGAAAAAACUUCCACUCAUCGUUUGGAGAUUCAAGAGGUUGACCUUUCCCAGGUGGAUUCCAAACUUGUGACCAGCUUGAUGCCCUUUCAGAGGGAGGGUGUGAACUUUGCCAUAUCACGGGAAGGAAGACUGCUCAUUGCAGAUGACAUGGGCUUAGGGAAAACAAUACAGGCAAUCUGCAUAGCAGCAUAUUACCGUGCAGAAUGGCCUUUGCUGGUAGUGGCCCCAUCAUCAGUCAGAUUUACCUGGGCUGAGGCUUUUUACAGAUGGCAACCCUCUAUAAACUCAGAACAUAUCAAUGUAAUAGUGACUGGACGAGACAGCCAGACUGCAAGCUUGAUCAACAUUGUGAGUUAUGACCUUCUCUGUAAGAUGGACAAGCAGAUUUCAGCCAAUUUUAAAGUCAUUAUUAUUGAUGAAUCACAUUUCCUGAAGAAUGUAAAAACUGCCCGAUGCAAGGCUGCAAUGCCACUGUUAAAGAAUGCAAAAAGGGUUAUCCUUUUGUCUGGUACUCCUGCCAUGUCUAGACCUGCUGAGCUUUAUACGCAGAUAGCAGCUGUUCGCCCAACCUUCUUUCCUAGAUUUCAUGAUUUUGGGAUCCGAUACUGUGAUGCUAAACAGAUGCCCUGGGGAUGGGAUUACUCAAGAUCCUCCAAUAUGGGUGAACUAAAGCUGCUUCUGGAAGAGUCUGUUAUGAUCAGAAGGUUGAAGUCUGAAGUUUUGUCUCAACUACCAGCUAAACAGCGUAAGAUGGUCGUAAUUGCCCCUGAAGGCAUUAAUGCGAAGACAAAGGCAGCACUUGCAGCUGCUGCAAAGGAAAUGACAAAAGGCUUUAAGAGUAAAGUUCAAGAAAAAGAAGUUCUUCUCAUGUACUACAACAGAACGGCAGAAGCAAAAAUCAAAUCUGUCAUAGAAUACAUCAUGGAUUUGUUGGAGAGUGGGAGAGAGAAAUUUUUAGUGUUUGCCCAUCACAAGAUAGUGCUUGACAAUGUUUGUGAAGAGCUGGGAAAAAAGGAUGUUGGGUAUAUUCGUAUUGAUGGAACCACUACGUCAGCUGAUCGCCAGUCACUGUGCCACAAGUUCCAGUUGUCAGAAAAAAUUUGUGUAGCAGUCUUGUCUAUCACUGCUGCCAACAUGGGACUGACCCUCUCCUCUGCUGACUUAGUUGUGUUUGCAGAGCUGUUCUGGAAUCCUGGAGUUCUAAUUCAAGCAGAAGAUCGAGUCCACAGAAUUGGACAAACAAGUUGUGUGAAUAUUCAUUACCUUGUUGCAAAAGGCACAGCCGAUGACUUCUUGUGGCCAAUGAUUCAGGAAAAGAUAAAGAUUCUGGGCCAGGCUGGAUUAUCAGAGACACAGUUUUCAGAAACUACAGAAUCAACAGAUUAUUUCUACAAGGACCCAAAGCAGAAGACUAUCUAUGACCUUUUUCAGAGAUCGUUCUCAGAAGAUGGAACAUCAGAAGACGGAGAUGAAGCCCUACUUCUAGAGGCUUGUGAGGAGGUUGACUUUGAAUAUCCUUCAUCUGAUACCGCAAAUGAUUACUCAGAAAACCUCUGCAAAAAAAGGAAGAUAGAUGAUUUUUUUUCUACAUAAUAGGAAAAAAGUUAUAGGGAUGUUGUAAAGUGCGGGGGAGAAUAUGUUUUAUUAUCAGAAAUUUUGUAAUUUUGUUUAUAUUAUUGUAUAAAGAUUAAAGAUAACUGCUUAUUGAAAUGGU
Messenger RNA from Bombina bombina (fire-bellied toad), 3284 nucleotides. RefSeq names its product SWI/SNF related, matrix associated, actin dependent regulator of chromatin, subfamily a like 1 (gene SMARCAL1). The coding region runs from base 218 to 3163 and encodes 981 amino acids. Gene Ontology annotation, cellular component: nuclear replication fork. Gene Ontology annotation, biological process: DNA repair; replication fork processing. Lineage: Eukaryota; Metazoa; Chordata; Amphibia; Anura; Bombinatoridae. The record is from RefSeq and is a predicted model, not a curated record. Gene Ontology annotation, molecular function: ATP binding; ATP-dependent chromatin remodeler activity. The transcript has 17 exons.